This is a messenger RNA of Rhipicephalus sanguineus (brown dog tick), 515 nucleotides long. RefSeq names its product peritrophin-1. Gene Ontology annotation, molecular function: chitin binding. Bases 65 to 454 code for a protein of 129 amino acids. The transcript is spliced from 3 exons. The record is from RefSeq and is a predicted model, not a curated record. Lineage: Eukaryota; Metazoa; Arthropoda; Arachnida; Ixodida; Ixodidae. Gene Ontology annotation, cellular component: extracellular region.
GUCAGGCACUCGAGCGACGACGCGGCACUGUGUGAAGAGUUGCAGGAAGUAGGCAGUUCCAGUCAUGCAAGCAAAAGUGAUGGCUCCCGUUUUUGUAGCAUUCGUCGUGGCUGUGGCAGCCAUCUCGGCGGUCGCUCCUCAAGAACGCCUGGACUGCCCUGCCGUGGACGACAAGGGAGACAACGCCACCUACCUACCAAACCUGUACAACUGCUCCCAAUUCUACGUUUGUGCUCAGGGUGUCCCAAUGCUGAUGGAAUGCAAAGGUGGCCUUCACUUCAACCGCAAGUUGAACGUGUGCGACCGCCCGUGGAAUGCUCUCUGCGUCGCGCUCUCUCUACCAGGUUCUGAACUGCCGACUACAGUAGUUCCUGUGCCAACCGAGAAGGUCGUCAUCACAAAGACAGUCAAGGAGGUCUACAGACCCGUCGACGAUGAGGCACCUCAAUUGUAAACAAUAAAGCUCUUGCUGUGGCACGAGAAACGCAACCGGUGCAGCAUAAAAAAAGUCCAGC